This is a messenger RNA of Ramularia collo-cygni, 4446 nucleotides long. RefSeq names its product related to sensory transduction histidine kinase. Gene Ontology annotation, molecular function: phosphorelay sensor kinase activity. The coding region runs from base 1 to 4446 and encodes 1481 amino acids. The transcript is spliced from 13 exons. Gene Ontology annotation, biological process: phosphorelay signal transduction system; phosphorylation. The record is from RefSeq and is a predicted model, not a curated record. Lineage: Eukaryota; Fungi; Ascomycota; Dothideomycetes; Mycosphaerellales; Mycosphaerellaceae.
AUGACACAGUCCAUAUUCACGGCCAACGACAGCAUCAGUACACGGGAAACCAGUCCAGCUCCAAGUGGUCUUUCUUUGCCUGCGCGGACCUCGUCGCCUUUUCGAAGCACACUCGACCCCAUUCGCCGAUACAGCGGAAGUGCAAGGCAGAUUUCGAACGCGCACACCACUUCCUCCGACCGACGCAACUCCCCAUCGAUAUGGACCUCAUUCACUGAUCCACCGCCCUCUGCCAGCCCACGGCCGCACGCCAGACCCGCACAGAGCCCCACCAUCGUCUACCCUCCAUCCACUACACCGCGAGCGGCACUCUCCAAGCGCAAGGUUUCGUGGGAGGCGUUGACACCCGGCUCUGGCCCUACGUCGCAACCGUCCCGCAAGCGUCUCAAACUUCCGCCGCGCUACAAACACACCCUGAGCAGUCACCAUCUCGGGGCUCUGACAUCCGAGGGCGUUCAACCCCCCUCGCCGUUGUUCUUCAGCAACAGUCCGCGCCAGCGACCCUCGCUGCCGCCGCGCUUCUCCUCUGGCGAGGCGGCAGCAAGAAUGAUGAGCAAGGCGCGAUCCGAGGAGAGCCAUGUCAAGACGGUGAGCCUGGCGCGAGGUACCGUCAGUACGCCCAGCGUCGGUAUGGCUCAUCCCGCCAGCACAUCAUAUAGCAGUAGGAGGAGUUCGGACCGCGCGUCAACGGCACGCAGUGCCAGUCCCGACACCAGCAGUAUUGGCAGUAGGGACGGUGUGGGCGGCAUAGGUAAUGUGCUUCACUCAAUUGGCAUUCUUGAGCUGCUGGAGCAAGACGAAAGGCCGACGUUCAUCGUGGAUCUCGGAGAACGAGAAAAUUACGGGCCAGGUCCACUUCACCUUGUGUUCUCAAACCUUUCGCUGAGGGCGUAUGAGGGCGUGCAUGCUCUGGUAUCCGGCACAUCUUUCAGUGAAGUUUCCCCAGGUGGCCAAACCUUCCUGCAUUUCAAGUCGUGGCUCCUGUCGGCGGCCGUCAAUGGCGAGAGCUUGAACGUCUGCCUUCCUGCUUUCAACUUUGCAAACAUGACUUGGAGUUGCUCGACGCUGCGCAGACGCUUGAGAAUCAUCAGUGGAGCGUUCAAUUCGCCGUUACCUACUUCAACAGCUGCGAUGCGCGUGUCAGUUCCUCCUGCAGCCUCAUUGCCCAAUACGCUGGAGGACAAAACAUCUCCUGAACCCGCUGAUUACUUCGGCCAGAUUGAAGCUGCUAACAAGAUGGCUUCCGGUGGCUCGAAUGGCAGCAAUACUGAUGUCAUGUCUACAAUCGAGGAACACCAGCCCUCUGGUCACGUCGCCCAGGGCAAUGGAGUGGCGCGUAUAUUAGUACCCAACGGCCUCGAUCUCCAGUGUGUCACGGAUUUGCUGCCCUCGAGUACCGCCAUCAUCGACGUCGUGCCAGGCGAUUCUGCGAGCUUCGACUGGACGAGAUUGCCGAUUUCAGAUUCCAUGCCUCAACACAUCCAAUUCGCGCGCAGUAUAGACUGGGCGUCCACAAGCUUAGGGCCUAUCGAAUACUGGACUUCAGACCUCAGGCAGAUGUGCAACCUCAUCAUGGCAUCUCCUCAUCCGGCAGCGAUGUACUGGGGAGAUGAUCUGGUAGCCAUUUACAACGAGGCCUACAUAAUGCUAGCCGGCCAGAAGCAUCCGGAGCUCAUGGGGCAGAGUUAUCGCACUGCAUGGGCAGAAAUCUGGGACGACGUGAAGGACGUCUUCGCUUCCGCGCGCCUCACAGGUGAAGCCACUAUGAAGGACGAUGAUUGUCUCUUUAUCCGCCGCGAUGACUUUUUGGAAGAGACCUACUUCUCGUGGAGUAUCAUUCCCAUGGUGGGAAGAGAUGGAAGCGUCAUGGGCUUGUACAACCCCGCCUUUGAGAAGACUCGCAGGAAAAUUGCAGAACGACGCAUGCUAACGCUCCGAGAAGUCGGAGAAAGAACGGCUUCUGCUCGCGAUGUGAAAGGCUUCUUUUCCCAGGUACAGGGUUCUUUCGAGUUCAACGAGUACGACAGUCCAUUCCUACUUCUUUACUCUGUCUCGGAAGAGAACGACAGCGACAGCAGUAGCAUGCACUCUAACUCCAUUCUCGCCUCCCGGCAGUGCUAUUUAGAAGGCUCACUAGGCAUACCWGCUGGCCACCAUGCGAGCCCGGACCAAAUUGACCUCAAAAGUGGCAUGGAAGGCUUCGGGCCAGUAUUUCGGGAAGCCAUGAAGACUGAUAAACCCGUGCUUCUGGAAGUUGGUAGUCAUGAGCUACCCGAGAGCCUCAUGCAAGGCCUUGAGUGUCGUGGUUUCGGAGACCCGGUACGGUCUGUCGUCGUCUGUCCCAUCCAUCCGACGACAGGUGACACUGUCUUGGGUUUUCUGGUUCUAGGGGUCAACCCUCGCAGACCCUUCGACGACGAUUACUCUCUGUUCUUAACGCUAUUGAGCAGACAAUUAGGCACUUCUCUCGCAUCUGUGGUUCUUUUCGAAGAAGAGAUCCGGAGAGGGCAGCGAGCGGCAAAGCUCGCCGCGCUGGAUCGAAUUGAGCUUUCCGAGCAGCUCGCCGCUCGGACGCAGGAAGCCAUCGAAAGCGAAACCAAGUUUACCCGCAUGGCAGAGUUUGCACCAGUUGGAAUCUUUAUAGCAGGACGUGAAGGCCGAAUUACAUUUGCCAACGACACAUGGUACGAGAUCUCGCGGGUUCCCAGGGAUUCCGACCCGUCAGACACGUGGAUGGACGCUGUCCUUCCUGAAGACAUAUCCAUCGUCAAAGAACUGUGGACGGACCUCGUAGUGAAUGUCAAGUCAGUCUCGAGCGAGUUCAGGUUCAAGGCGCCGUGGCAAGACCGCAGCGGCAAGAACAACAGCGACUUCACAUGGGUGCUUUUCUCUGCUUUCCCGGAAAAGUACGACGACGGCAGACUGAAGAGCAUAUUCGGAAGCAUCACGGACAUCAGCCAGCAGAAAUGGGCUGAAGGGAUUCAAACACGUAAGAUGGAGGAGGCUGUGGAGUUAAAGAGACAGCAAGAGAACUUUAUCGACAUGACCUCGCACGAAAUGAGGAAUCCACUGUCAGCGAUCUUACAGUGCUCAGACGAAAUCACAUCUUCAUUGGCCAAGAUCCGCAGAGACGGGGAUAGCUCCGAAGCCAUUCUUUCCUGCUUGGAAGCAGCACAGACGAUCAGUUUGUGUAGCCAGCAUCAGAAGAGAAUCGUGGACGACAUUCUGCUGCUCUCGAAGAUUGACAGUCAACUCCUCCUGGUCACCCCGGUGGACGCUCAACCCCUCACGGUGGUACAAAGAGCUCUAAAGAUGCAUGAAGGCGAAUUGCAAGCCGCCGAUAUUCAGAUGCAAUUCAAAGUUGACCAGUCAUACCGCGAUCUGGCUCUGGAUUGGGUUCGCUUCGAUCCAAGUCGGGUGCUGCAAGUCUUGAUCAACUUGACUACCAACUCCAUAAAGUUCACCGGCACUGAGAGUAAAAGAACCAUCACUGUUACCGUCGCAGCGUCCAAGAGGCGCCCUAGCGAUGAUCCCAAUGCUCCUGUUCAGUACUUCGCUACUCGAAGGAAGAACAAAGAUCWAUUGUUGAGCGACAAGGAGUGGGGAGACGGUGAGAAGGUCUACAUUGUGUUCAGCGUGUGUGACACCGGCAGGGGUUUGACGGAUGAAGAGCGCAAACUACUCUUCAUUCGCUUUAGUCAAGCGUCUCCUAGGACCCAUGUACAGUAUGGUGGUAGCGGCCUAGGCCUCUUCAUUAGCCGGGAGUUGACAGAAUUGCAAGGCGGCGAGAUUGGGGUCGAGAGCGAAGCUGGAAAGGGGUCUACAUUCGCAUUCUACGUCGCUGCCCGAACGACCAAGGCGCCUAAAGUGCUUGAUGGUGCGUCGACAUCUGCGUUUGGCAUGGCUGCGAAGCCUGCGCAUCGAAGCAUCUCAUCAAGCGGUUCCGCGACUGCUAGCCAUUCGAUGAAAGCACCUGCGAGGAUCGCCAAAGAUUCCAAGCCUGUCAUCAAGAAGGUGUUGAUCGUGGAGGACAAUUUGGUAAACCAGCGCGUUUUAUCGAAACAACUAAAGAAUAUUGGAAUGGAGGUACACGUAGCUAACCACGGGGGCGAAGCCAUUGAGAAAUUAAUGCAAUCAACCUACUGGCGCGAUGGUCAAGACCAAGAGGACAGAAUCGAGCUCAAUGUUGUCCUGAUGGAUCAGGAGAUGCCAGUCAUGGACGGACUGACCUGCACGAAGAAGAUUCGCGAGCUAGAGGCRCAGGGCAAACUGACAGGACAUGUACCGAUCAUAGCUGUCACGGCCAACGCUCGCGCUGAACAGGUUCAGACCGCGUUAGAAGCAGGAAUGAACGACGUGGUCAGCAAGCCCUUCCGCAUCCCUGACCUAUUACCCAAAAUCGAGGAGCUGAUGGCUCGCUUCCCUAUGCCCAAGAAUACAUCUUGA